AUGACCCCCUUGGGUGCCCCCACGACCCCCAAUACCUCCCUGUGGCACCCCAGGACCCCUCCCAUUUCCACCCCCAGUGCCUCCCAGGUCUCCCCAGACCCUCCAGUGCCUCCCAGUUCAUCCCAGUGCAGCCCCUGUCCUUGCACGCGCACGGUGUCACACGAGCCCCAGGGCCUCGCACACGCGCCAGGGCUUGCGCGGGAACACGAGCCCCAGACGUCGCACGGGCGUUUGCACAAGUUGCAAACUUUGGACGUGCCUUUGCACGAGCUCCAGCAUUGCGCGUGCAUUUGCACGAGCCUGAGCGUCGCACAGGCGUUUGCACAAGCUGCAAACUUUCAACACGUGUUUGCACAAACCCCAAAUGUUGCACGUGCCUUUGCACGAGCCCCAGCAUUGCAUGUGCAUUUGCACGGCCCUCAGCAUCACACACAUGUAUUUGCACAAGCUGCAAAAUUUCCACGGGCAUUUGUACGAGCCCCAAACAUUGCACGCGCCUUUGCAGGAGCCCCAGCAUUGCACAGGGAUUUGCACAAGCUGCAAACUUUGCACGAGCUCCAAGUAUUGCACGUGCAUUUGCACGAGCCCCAAACUUUGCACGUGCCUUUGCAUGAGCUCCAAGUAUUGCACGUGCAUUUGCACAGCCCUCAGCAUUGCACACGUAUUUGCACAGGCUGCAAACUUCGCACAGGUAUUUGCACGAGCCCCAAAUGUCACACGGGUGUUUGCACGAGCCCCAAACUUUGCACGUGCCUUUGCACGAGCCCCAGCGUUGCACAGGUGUUCGCACAAGCUGCAAACUUUGCAGCAACAUUUGCACGAGCCCCCAGCACUGCACAAGCGCUUGCACGAGCCCCAAAUGUCGCACACGUGUUUGCACAAGCCCCAAACUUUUCACAGACAUUGGCGCGAGCCCCCAGCAUUGCACAGGCGUUUGCACGAGCCCCAAGCUUUGCACGGACAUUUGCACGAGCGCCAGAUGUUGCGCGUCCAUUUGCACAAGCCCCAGCACUGCACAAGGGUUUGCACAAGCCCCGAACGUUGCACGUGCCUUUGCACGACCCCCAGACGUUGCACAAGCGUUUGCACAAGCCCCCACCAUUACCCAACCCUCCCCCCCCAGGGGAGGGCAGGGGUCGGGGGCGGGACCAGCCCCAUUAA
Aquila chrysaetos chrysaetos is the source of this 1161-nucleotide messenger RNA. RefSeq lists its product as uncharacterized. The transcript has 3 exons. Bases 1 to 1161 code for a protein of 386 amino acids. Lineage: Eukaryota; Metazoa; Chordata; Aves; Accipitriformes; Accipitridae. The record is from RefSeq and is a predicted model, not a curated record.